CAAGGCUGGGGAAGGGCCAGGAUGGUCUCUGGAGGACCCUCGCCGCCCCCAGGACCCAGCGCUUCCCCACCAUCCACUCAUGCGUGAAGCAAGAGGUAGUGUAAUGACAGAGAAGGCACCUAGGGGCAUUAGCCCCCUGCAGCAGAUGGUGGCAUCAGGCACAGGGGCCCUUGUUACCUCCAUUUUCAUGACCCCGCUGGAUGUGGUAAAGGUCCGACUACAGUCCCAGCGCCCUUUUCCCACCAGUGGGUUGGCAAAAUCCAAGAGAUCCUGGAGCAUCCCCUAUACUAAAUGGAAGUGUAUGCUAUACUGCAACUGCAUUCUCGAGCCCCUCUAUCUGUGUCAGAAUGGUUCUCGCUGUUCCGUCUGGUACCAGCAUCCCACCUACUUCACAGGCACCCUGGACUCCUUUGUGAAGAUUACUCGGCACAAGGGUGCCAGGACCCUGUGGAGUGGCCUCCCUGCAACUCUAGUGAUGACAGUGCCCGCCACCACCAUUUACUUUACCACCUAUGACCAGCUCGAGGCCUUCUUAUGCAGCCGAGCUGUGACUUCUGACCUCUAUGCACCCAUGGUGGCAGGAGCUCUGGCUCGACUGGGCACUGUGACUGUGAUCAGUCCCCUGGAGCUGGUGAGAACUAAGCUUCAGACUCAGCAUCUGUCCUACCAUGAAUUUGGGGCCUGUGUCAGGGCAGCCAUGUCCCAGGGCGGCUGGCGCUCUCUCUGGCUUGGCUGGGGUGCCACCGUGUUGAGGGACGUGCCUUUUUCAGCCCUGUACUGGUUUAACUAUGAGUUGGUGAAGUCGUGGCUCUGUCAGAUGGCAGCCAAGGACCGGACCUCUGUCAGUAUCAGCUUUGUGUCUGGAGUCUACUCAGGAACAGUGGCUGCCGUGCUCACACUGCCUUUUGAUGUGGUCAAAACUCAGCGUCAGAUGGAGUUGGGAAGCCUGGGAGCCUUGAGAGUAACAUCCCCACGGUUCCCAUCCAUCUGGCUGCUGCUCCGACGAAUCCAAGCUGAGUCUGGGGCCAGAGGACUCUUUGCAGGCUUCCUCCCAUGGAUCAUCAAAGCAGCCCCUUCCUGUGCCAUCAUGAUCAGCACUUACAAAUUGAGCAAAAACUUUUUCCAGAGACUGAACCUGUAAAAAUGCCCUCGGGGACCCUGAGAGAGAGAGAGAGAGAGAGAGAGAGAGAGAGAGAGAGAGAGAGAGAGACUAGGGCACCAUGCAGGGAACAAAACUCCCCUCUUCCUCCAUGCUUCUGUUUUCUCCCCACUCUCCUACAGACCAAAUGCCCCCAGCUCUUGGUUCACCUCCUCUCCUUAUUUAGAAACAGAAUUUGCUCUUGUCCCUUUGUUUUUUUCUCGGUACAUCUAUCCCUGGUCCUGCUUUGUCUUAAUCUCCCUCUUGUUGAAUCCAUUAAAUCCAAAAAAAAGAGAGAGAGAGAAUUUUUAUUAGUAAUAUAUUAUUGUGAUAUGUUAUUUUGGAUAGUAUUGUCUACUUUGCAGGGGGGAUUGUACUGGUAACAAAAGUAUGCUAAUAUAUAAAAUGUGGUAAAAAAUAAUGAGAAAUUAUAGCUGUAAAUGAAUUUCAAAUAGGAAAUAAUCUUCUAGUCUAUAGUUUAACUUGGUAUCAACUCAACAGUGAGGUAAAUAUAAUUUGUUAUAGUCUGCUACACUUCUUUUUUCUUUAGGAAUAAGAUCCUCAAUUUAAUUAAUGCACCUACUAUAAUUUCCUACUUCUCAAAAAGAAUGGUUCAUUAGAUUAAUAAUCUCAUUUUUGUGGACACUAGCUCUUCUACUACAGAUCACCUUUUGAGUGAUCCAGCCAUGUCAUCCCAUUUUGUGCAUUUCUUAUCUGUAUCUUUACAUAACACUUCCAUCAAGAUUCCUCUCUACGUUCUAGAGUCCUUCCUCUGGUUGCUGUAAUGUUUCAAGUAAGUCUGUGCACUGCUCAGGCUAUCCAUUAAUUAUAAAUCAUUCUAACUAUGUCACUGGCCUACUUCCUUUCCCAAUCAUGCAUGUUCGUAAGUGGAAUCUAUAAUAGUAAGGUAAUUAUAACAUGGACCUUACCCACCACAUUUCUCUCUCAUUCCUCUGAAAUUUAGGGAAUCCAUAAAAAGGAGAACUCCCCUAUAGGUUUUUCUUUUGUUUGGUUUUAUUAGAACAGUAGUUGGCAAACUUUGAAAGGUGAGGUGCCAGAAUUCCAGUAUUUCAGUUCCUAUUCUUUCAUUGUGUAUCCCUGUGCACUAAAAUAUACCAUUUCAGUGCUUCCUACAAUCCCCCAAUUGUUUAGCAUUGUCAUCAUUGAUUGUCGUAAGUUUAGUCAGUGCUGGACCCCUUUUUUACAAACAUAAACUGCUUUUUUAUAUAAAAUUCACCUAUUUCUUGUACCUCUUUUAAAUGAACUGAAUUAAUUUAUU
Messenger RNA from Dromiciops gliroides (monito del monte), 2417 nucleotides. Its product is annotated as solute carrier family 25 member 39-like. The record is from RefSeq and is a predicted model, not a curated record. The transcript has a single exon. The coding region runs from base 80 to 1141 and encodes 353 amino acids. Lineage: Eukaryota; Metazoa; Chordata; Mammalia; Microbiotheria; Microbiotheriidae. Gene Ontology annotation, biological process: mitochondrial transmembrane transport.